Messenger RNA from Leguminivora glycinivorella, 1108 nucleotides. RefSeq names its product acyl-coenzyme A diphosphatase NUDT19-like. The record is from RefSeq and is a predicted model, not a curated record. The coding region runs from base 59 to 1108 and encodes 349 amino acids. Gene Ontology annotation, cellular component: mitochondrion. Gene Ontology annotation, molecular function: hydrolase activity, acting on acid anhydrides, in phosphorus-containing anhydrides. NCBI's taxonomy places the organism in Eukaryota, Metazoa, Arthropoda, Insecta, Lepidoptera, Tortricidae. The transcript has 5 exons.
AUGAGACCUUGUAGGCUGGUUAUUUACCAAGUUUUCGGCGCAGUAUCGGGUGCUCAUUAUGAAUAAUGUCAUUAGAACCAGUUGGCGUGACGCUGCGACGUUAAUAGUGCUCAGUAAGAAGAAGGUUGUAGUUCCGUGGGAGGGUGUAAACUACGACAUACUGUUUCAGACUCGUACGGCGAGCGCAUCGUUCGCGAACAGCGUGGUGUUCCCCGGGGGUGUUACUGAGCCCUCGGACGCGAGCGACGAGUGGCUGAAGUUGUUUAGGAGUUUCGGGUACUCCCAGAGGCACUUUGAGGCGUUCCACAGCCCAGGGGCGCCGGUGACACCGAUACUACGUGAUAACCCUGUCAAAAGACACAUUGCAUUGAGAAUAACUGCAAUCCGGGAGACAUUUGAAGAGCUAGGCCUUCUCCUGGCCAGCACAGAACAUCAGAGAGACAGAAGCGGCCUCUCAGCUAGUGUGUUGUCGGAUCUUGAUGUCAAACUUUGGCAGAGCAAGAUAAGCAAAAACCCGGAGGAUCUCUUAACCCUCUGUAAGUCCCUCGGCUGCUACCCCGACAUUUGGUCACUCCAGUACUGGAGCAACUGGCUGACUCCGGUACACUUCCCGAAGAGGUUCGACACUGCCUUCUUCGUCACCAGCUUAGACGAGAGGCCAGAGGGUUUGAAGUCUAGCAACGAAGUAGUACAUGUGCAGUGGGCAAGCCCCGACAACAUCCUAUCAAAGUUCCACAAGAACGAGCUAGUUCUCUUCCCGCCGCAAAGCUACGAGUUGAAUCGCCUCCGCCUCGUGCCUGACUGUGAGGAGUUACUACGAUUCGCGGCCACACGGAGCGCGGAGGGGAAUGCCCUGCUCUACCCCGUGAUACUGAAGGCUAGGGAUGGCCAGCUGCAUCUGUUGCCAGGUGAUGAGCUCUAUCCAUCAAAAGUAGACUACAUAAAUGAUGGUCAAAUCAUACAAAAAGACAAGACAGUGCAAGAAAUAAGAGACAGCUGUCACACAAUACACCGUUUCGAAGCAAGCGCCGAUAAGCAGUUUGUCAUUAGAAACUGCAAAUUGGACAAUCACAUAGAUAUGGGCGAUCGCGUCAUCCCUGUAGCAUAA